Messenger RNA from Serendipita indica DSM 11827, 456 nucleotides. NCBI's taxonomy places the organism in Eukaryota, Fungi, Basidiomycota, Agaricomycetes, Sebacinales, Serendipitaceae. The record is from the annotation of a GenBank genome assembly.
AUGCUCCGGAGCGUUCUAGAUGACGAAGACCAACGUUACGAUAAGAUGCGCCCAAUAUCAACAAACCAAUGUUGCCGUACAUGGAUCAAGAGCGUAUCAUCAAAACCUGUGGCCAGAAAAUUCAAGGAUCGUCUUGUCGUUUACGUUCGCGGGUACCGCCGUGGGACGUCGGCUCUUCCGAUCAUUAGGAUGCAUCCUGCUAUCGGAAUCGCUGUUCCGCGAGGCCUCACCGUCAUACUAAUCCGCCUGCUCCACCUCGCGUUGCACGCCCGCGCCGCACUCAUCCUCCAAAGUCGAAUAGAAAGGGCUGCCGAUCAAAGGAACACCUUUUAUUACCUUUGGUACCCUCUCAGCUCGCCGUGGGCCCUCUAUCCGUUCGUGUCCGUCCUCAGUCACGAGGCUGUCAGGUGGGCGUUCAUCGUCGUUCCUGUGGUGGUCACCGUCAUCCUUCGAUAA